UACCCGAGCGCACACAUAGCCUAUUGUUCCUCGAAAUAAGCAUGUUCUUACAUGAUGCUUUGAAUUCAUUUUAUGCAGCUCAAGAUCGUAGUUUAUCUUUCGACUGCUGUUCCUUCAAACAGAUACCUAGCUUUUCCAUAUUAUAUUAUCAUCUGGUUAAUAUUAGAAUACCUUCUAAUCAGAAAUAUGUCUACAGGAUAGGAGCGUGGCCCUAACAAGUCUUGGGGAUAGUUCAACAGAACUGCCUUUUAGGACUUUGGUUUUCCAGGUCUGACCGGAAGAAUUUCAACAUUGUUAUGAAAAUCGGAAUGAUUAACGACCAUUUAACAAUCUGAAGGAAAUGAGUGUUUGGAAACUCCCUCUUGGUCUCUCACCGCCCCGUCGCUACACCAGGUAGGCUACACUAGGAUUUCACUUUGGAAGCGACGUCAUUCGGAUCACAGAUGUGACCGCGGCUUCAUACCCCAAACAAACAGAGUUUGUCCUUUCAACCCGAGGAGGACUCCCGCAUUGGGCUGGUGACAGCCAUGGCCGAGUCCCAGCUCAUGUGUAUGGAAGACGGCCAGAUCCGUCCGGCGGUCCCGGAGAACAAGCCGGAGUUUUACUACAGCGAGGCUCAACGCGCCGCUGUUGAGGAGCUCCUGAAGAACGGAGACGGGGCUUUUAAAACUCGACUGAAGGAAGACAAGGCCAAUGACUUUUUGUCCGCGCGGGAGGUUAAGUAUUUGCUCGCCAAUUUUAAAGACAACACAAAUGCCGACGCUCAAAGUACAGCGUCCCCCGCAAAGGCGGAGGGUUCCAGCGGGGAUUCGGGGCUCCACUCAACGUAUUGGCCCCAGAUGUCUGACACUGACGUACCUCCGUUGGACAUUGGCUGGCCCAGCGGUGGAUUUUUCCGAGGAGUGACCAGAGUAGCGGUGCACACGCACCCACCCAAAGACAAUGGACCGCACAUCAAGGAGGUUGUACGCCGAAUGAUCCAGGAAGCCAGCAAGGUGGUUGCCAUAGUGAUGGACCUGCUGACGGACCUGCACAUCCUGCAGGACCUGAUGGAGGCGGCGUCUCGGCGCUCCGUCCCCGUCUACAUCCUGCUGGACGCUAGUGGCAUGCCUCACUUCCUGGACAUGUGCUGCAGGCUGCAGAUGGGAUCACAGCACCUGCGGAACAUCCGCUGCAGAACUCUACAUGGGUGGGGGCUGACCAUGUCCUGUGGUACGCUCCCUGGCACACUCUCCAACAAGUACAUGCUAGUGGACGGAGAUAAGGUGGUGUUCGGCUCGUACAGCUACGCCUGGAGCUGCUCCCGCAUCGACCGCAACAUGAUCACGGUGAUGACGGGUCAGGUGGUGGAGGCCUUCGACCGGGAUUUCCGCGAGCUCUACGCCAUCUCGGCCCUGCUGGACCUCUACAAGGAGCUCAACGUGGCCCGGCCCUCGGACAAGGUGCCGCCCCCCAGGCCCAAGGUGGCCCCCAAGCGCCCGCCCAUCCCCGUCACCACCUCCCGCUUCCAGAUGAGCCUGGACCGCUCACGCAACAACGCCCUCCAGGUGCCCGCGCACAAGUACCACAACCCCAAGUACCUGCUGGCGCUGGGGGGCGUGGCGCCGCCCGCACGCUCCCUCCACGACUUCCUGGCCACCAGCGAGAUGGCCCAGAACAUGGAGAUGGACCCGGGCAGACCCCGGACGACCAGCAGCGAGCGGCUGGACCACCUGUCCCCGCUGCCCUCGGAUGGGCCCCUGGAUGACCCCAUGGAGGUCUUCGGGGGGGACAAGCCCACCCGAAAGCUCACCCUGAGGCAGAGGUGGAAGAGCAGGUUGUCCAGCAGCAACAAGGCCGAGGGCGGGGCCAGUGGGGGAGGUAGUCGGGAGCCGUCGCCGACGCCGACGGAGGAUCAGUCGGGCGGGGCUGGGGCCAAGGCUAAAUCCAAGUGGAGUUGGUUGAAGAAGAAGCCCCCCAAGAGUGAGUCCACGCAGGCCAUCAACGCCACCACGCCGGAUAAUCAAAUUUCAGAGACAGCCACAGGGAGUGGAGCAGCGGCAGGUCCCUCCUCAUCUCCUGAUGUUACUGAGGAGGGAAGGAAAGGUCAGAAGAGCCGAAGGUCCAAAAUGUCCUGUGCCCAGUCGUGACCCGGUGCUACACAGUCAGGUCCCAAAGGGGACCACAUGGAUAUGUAUGGUUGUCUUCUGAACACCACCUCACCCUCAGAAAUGUGGAACGCCAUGAGCACUUCGAAGAACAAGGAAAAAUAGCUAAAACUGGUACAAUUAGUAGUUUACAGAAAUACCCAUGAAAUGCUUGUUCACCCAAAUGGCACUGAUACUUUUUUUUUUUUAUUAUUUUGUUUACAUGCUUGUCCUUAGUGAGCAGGUAGGAAAUAGGAUACUUACAGGUACAAAUGUGAAAUUGGGGUUCAAACACCUAACCUUUCAGCUCAGUAUCAAAUACCCUAACCAAGACUGUCCUCCUAACAGUUAACUUUAUUGGAUGCGACAGUAUCCAUUCUGUAGCCUAGCUUGUCCUGUUGUGUGAAAGUAUGCUGCUUCAGAACAUACUUGUGCUAGAUAAAACUAUAACCUAGCAGACCACAUAUAAUUUACAAUGUUCUACAACAACGAGGGGUUUGGAUAGCUAAUCAUGUGUGGUAGGCCUAGGUCAUCGUUCUGUUCUACGUGUGUGUGUGUGUGUGUGUGUGUGUGUGUGUGUGUGUGUGUGUGUGUGUGUGUGUGUGUGUGUGUGUGUGUGUGUGUGUGUGUGUGUGUGUGUGUGUGUCUGAAAUCUAUUUGGAAGAAAAUUACUUUCUUUUUUUAUUUAGUUGGAUUUCAAAUUCUCAUUGCAUAUUUUCACUAAAAGUUUUGAAUAAAAGAAUGUAACAAUCUUUUAAAUUUCCCAAGCAGUUGCUAAUGUAUUAUUAAUGGCAUACCCUUUGAGUCCAACCUUUUAAAAAAAGAAAUGUUGAGAGCUUGAGAGAAUAAUGUCUGCACUUGACUAGAUUUAACUGGGUAUAUUAUAGAUCCUGAAAAACACUAAAUGCAUGAAUGGACAUGAGCUGAAAUUUCUCAAGACUGAAGCAUAAUCUAGAGGGUGGAGAAAACAUGAAUCAAAUCUAUAUGUAAUAUAAUAUGUAGUAUCAUUAUGCAGUGAUUGGUAAUUGCUUUUCUUUAGGAAAUUCCUUUGCUUGAGUAAAUCCCAGCAGCCGGUCGGGCCAGUGAAACCAAGCUGAUAAAUCCCAUGCAAUUUAUUGAAUCAUUAUGUCAUAAGUUCUACCCACAAUGACGUAUUAUUUCAAAUCCUACAUUAUGUUCCUGCUUAUCUACUAUGACGCCCACGUUUCCUGUCCAAGAUUUAUGAAAUACAUACAAUUUAAAAAUACUUUUUUGGAAAUGGGUCAUUAAACCUUGGUUUGACAUCGA
This is a messenger RNA of Gadus morhua (Atlantic cod), 3413 nucleotides long. RefSeq names its product family with sequence similarity 83 member Fb (gene sack1fb). NCBI's taxonomy places the organism in Eukaryota, Metazoa, Chordata, Actinopteri, Gadiformes, Gadidae. Gene Ontology annotation, biological process: signal transduction. Gene Ontology annotation, molecular function: protein kinase binding. The coding region runs from base 528 to 2129 and encodes 533 amino acids. The transcript is spliced from 6 exons. The record is from RefSeq and is a predicted model, not a curated record.